[Torrubiella] hemipterigena is the source of this 213-nucleotide messenger RNA. Lineage: Eukaryota; Fungi; Ascomycota; Sordariomycetes; Hypocreales; Clavicipitaceae. The record is from the annotation of a GenBank genome assembly.
AUGGCCACCACUACCACCGCCCUUGUCAUUGAUGAGGUUAAGGGCCCAUUUUCUCUAAAAGAGGUCUCUGUUAGCGCGAUACAAGCCGACGAGGCUCUUGUCGAGAUUCACGCGACCGGCAUCUGCCACACUGACCUCUCCUGCGCAGAGGGUGUCUUACCCGCUGCUUUCCCCGCCGUCUUUGGCCAUGAAGGCAAGUCGCAAGUAUUGUAA